This is a messenger RNA of Sorghum bicolor (sorghum), 2396 nucleotides long. RefSeq lists its product as uncharacterized. The record is from RefSeq and is a predicted model, not a curated record. The transcript is spliced from 2 exons. Bases 358 to 2142 code for a protein of 594 amino acids. Lineage: Eukaryota; Viridiplantae; Streptophyta; Magnoliopsida; Poales; Poaceae. Gene Ontology annotation, molecular function: zinc ion binding.
UUGCCAUCUUUAGCCUAGAGUCGUCUCGCCCGCGGCCUACCUCCUCAUCCGCUCGCCGCGCCGCAACCCCGGAGGGCGGAGGAGACUGCGCUCAGUCGAGCACCACCUGGGGCCCAGCAUCCUCGCGACCAUCUCCGGCACGACGUCCGCCCUCUGCAGCCCCGGUGUCCCUGCGACCGUCGCUGCUGUCCUACUUCGCCACUGGCCACCUUGCCCCGCGACGAGGACCACCAGAACACUAGGUCAGUACUUUUGCAGCUAAAGGGAUAAUUCACAUUUGUUGCUAUCAAGUUGUUUGAAAGUUUUAUAUGAUUCAGAGAAAAACAGAUAUUCUUCAGCUAGUGGAUCUGCUCAUUGAUGGAAGGCGACCAGAUUUUGGUUCAGGCAGAGCAGAACCUUAUACCAGGUGCACAAACUCUUGUCAUUGGUCAAGAGUUUGCAGAUGUUGACACAUGUCGGAAGGCUAUCAAGGACAUGGCCAUUGCUUUGCACUAUGAGCUCCGUGUGGUGAAAUCCGAUCGUAGCCGUUUCAUCGCAAAGUGCUCAAAAGAAGGUUGCCCUUGGCGUGUGCACAUCGCCAAGUGCCCCGGUGUUCCAACUUUCACUGUCCGGACUUUGCACGGAGAGCACAAAUGUGAGGGUGUUCUGAACCUUCAUCAUCAGCAGGCUACUGUUGGUUGGGUUGCUAGGUCUGUGGAGGCAAGGCUCAGGGAUAACCCACAGAUUAAGCCAAAGGAGAUACUGCAGGAUAUUCGGGAGCAGCAUGGGGUUGCUGUUUCUUAUAUGCAGGCAUGGCGUGGAAAGGAGAGAAGUAUGGCUGCAGUUAAUGGUACUCUUGAGGAGGGAUACCACUUUCUUCCUGCAUAUUGUGGGCAGAUUGUUAAGACGAAUCCUGGUAGUGUUGCAACAUAUAGAGGUAUUGGACCAGGGAAUGCCUUCCAGCGAUUGUUUGUCUCGUUUCGUGCAUCCAUUUAUGGUUUCUUAAAUGGGUGCAGGCCCCUUCUAGAAAUUGACAAGGCUGACUUGAAGGGAAAGUAUCUUGGGACAUUGCUAUGUGCAUCAGCUAUUGAUGCUGAUCACAUGAUGUUCCCUCUAGCAUUUGGUAUUGUUGAUUCUGAGAGUGAUGAUAACUGGAAUUGGUUUAUAUCGGAAUUGAGGAAGAUGCUUGGAGUUAACACAGAUAAGAUGCCAGUCUUGACUAUACUUUCUGAGAGAAAAAGCCAAGUGGUUGAAGCGGUUGGAUCUAAUUUUCCCACUGCUUUUCAUGGAUUUUGCUUGAGAUACGUAAGUGAGAAUUUUCGUGAUGAGUUCAAGAAUACUAAACUGCUUAACCUUUUCUGGAGUGCUGUUUAUGCUCUCACACCAUCAGAAUUUGAUGCAAAAGUAAAUGAAAUGAUGCAAGUUCAAGAUAUUAUGCCAUGGUUACAGCGUUUUCCGCCAAACCUGUGGGCAGUUUCUUACUUUCAGGGUAUCAGAUAUGGUCAUUUUAGUCUUGGGAUAACUGAGAUAUUAUAUAACUUGUCCCUUGACUGUCAUGAACUUCCCAUUGUGCAAACCAUUGAGCACAUCAGGCAUCAACUGACUUGCUGGUUUGCUGAACGUCAGAACUUGGCACAGUCAUACAACUCGGUUCUUGUUCCGUCAGCUGAGAAACUUAUUUCAGAAGCUAUCCAUGACUCACAAUGCUAUCAAGUCCUUCGAGCAAACAAGGUGGAGUUUGAGGUUGUGUCAUCGGAGCGAACAAACAUUGUCGACACUCAAGCUAGGUCCUGCUCAUGCCGCCGAUGGCAAAUUUAUGGCAUUCCAUGUGCACAUGCUGCUGCUGCACUGCUUUCAUGUGGUGAAGACCCCCGCCUCUAUGCUCAUGACUGCUUCAGCGUAAUGAAGUACCGGGAAACCUAUUCCCAGCCAAUAUAUCCAAUUCCGGACAGGAGCCACUGGAACAAUUCAUCUCCCGGGUUACAAGGUGUAGUCAGCAAGGCUGAUGUGAUCCUUAGCCCACCCAAUAUCCGGAGGCCUCCUGGUCGACCCAAGAUGAAGAUUCUAAAGAUAGAGAGCAUGAAGCGUCCGAAACGGAUCAUUCAGUGUGGUCGAUGUCAUCUUCUAGGGCAUUCUCAAAAGAAGUGCUCUUUGCGGAUCUGAUGCAUAUCCAUUGAUGUACACUGAACUUUGUUUUAUUGAUAAUUUAGGAAUUUCAUUCAUGCUUGUUCGUAUCAGGUGUAGUUAGUUCUUUUGUGUUAGUACUUCUGUAGUUCUAUAUAGCUCUGCCUCUGAAAUCAUGUCGACGUUGAGCACUCUGUCUAUUGCACUGAAAGUGUCUAUACGCAAACUGCCGUUUCAGAGGAACAACAAUCUGUCACUGUGUUUUUUUAAUGAUUUUUGCAGUUAUGGCUCUA